Enterobius vermicularis (human pinworm) is the source of this 627-nucleotide messenger RNA. NCBI's taxonomy places the organism in Eukaryota, Metazoa, Nematoda, Chromadorea, Rhabditida, Oxyuridae. The record is from the annotation of a GenBank genome assembly.
AUGCAGCUACUGUCGGCAGUUGCCAGAACGUUACUAUUAUUAUCUGUAGCUGUACGCUCAUCUGUCUGCGCUGGACCAAAAAAUGUUUUUAUGAUUUCCAGAAAUGGCCGUGAAUUUCCAUUUUCAGUGUUUUCCAAUUCAGUAUUUUCUGGAGAGAACUAUACGGAUGAGUGCAGUGACGAAGAUGGGUUUCUAGAGAACUCUGGAGAAUUUAAUCCAUAUGGUCCUUUAGUACCCUGCGAAUUUUUGGACGAAAGGUUCGUACUCUAUUUUAACUUCGUUCCUGGCUCUUGCCUAAAAUUUGGUGGAACUCGCUACGAUCAGGUGGAAAGAACUAAUGUUUCUUGCUAUGUUUUACCAUGCAUAGAGUGCCACGGGAACCGAGUGUUUUAUCGUGAAGUACCUUGCAUAAAGUAUACUGGUCACUACUUCCUUUCGACAGUUUUGUAUUCUGUCUUUUUGGGCAUGCUUGCAGUGGAUCGUUUUUGCUUGGGUUAUUCAGCAAUCGCAGUGGGCAAACUCAUGACAUUAGGGGGGUUAGGUAUAUGGUGGUUAGUUGAUAUUUUUCUACUGUUAUCCGGACGUCUUAUGCCAGCGGAUGGUUCAAACUGGCAACCGUAUUAUUAA